This is a messenger RNA of Zonotrichia leucophrys gambelii, 4796 nucleotides long. It is a transcript of the gene NCOA1, whose product is annotated as nuclear receptor coactivator 1. The record is from RefSeq and is a predicted model, not a curated record. Gene Ontology annotation, biological process: positive regulation of transcription by RNA polymerase II; cellular response to hormone stimulus. Bases 21 to 4790 code for a protein of 1589 amino acids. The transcript is spliced from 20 exons. Gene Ontology annotation, molecular function: nuclear receptor binding; protein dimerization activity. Lineage: Eukaryota; Metazoa; Chordata; Aves; Passeriformes; Passerellidae. Gene Ontology annotation, cellular component: nucleus.
GCAGCUCCGUAGGCGCCACCAUGAGCGGCCUCGGGGACGGCGCCGGGGACGCCGCCAGCGCCGAGAGCCGCAAGCGCAGAGGCUCCCCCUGCGACCCCGCACACAGUAUCGAUAAGCGGCGCCGGGAGCAGGAGCAGCGCUACCUGGCCGAGCUGGCCGAGCUGCUCUCGGCCAACCUGGGCGAUCUGGACUCGCUGGGCACCAAACCCGAGCAGGGGCACAUCCUGAAAAAAACCGUGGACCAGAUCCAGCAGAUCAAACGCCUCGAGCAGGAGAAAACUCCGGAUGACGACGUGCAGAAAUCCGACAUCUCCUCCAGCAGCCAGGGCGUCAUCGAGAAGGAGUCGCUGGGGCCGCUGCUGCUCGAGGCCCUGGACGGGUUCUUUUUCGUGGUGAACCGGGAGGGCCGGAUCGUGUUCGUGUCGGAGAACGUGACGGGGUACCUGGGCUACGGGCAGGAGGAGCUGAUGAACUCCAGCGUGUACAGCAUCCUGCACGUGGGCGACCACGCCGAGUUCGUCAAGAACCUGCUCCCCAAAUCCCUCGUGAACGGGGUGCCGUGGCCGCAGGAGCCGUCGCGCCGGGGCAGCCACACGUUCCAGUGCCGGAUGCUGGUGCGGCCGCCGGACGAGGCCGGGGCGGAGCAGGCGGAGCUGCGGCAGCGCUACGAGGCCAUGCAGUGCUUCACCGUCAGCCAGCCCCGCGCCUUCCAGGAGGAGGGAGAAGAUUUCCAGUCGUGUCUGAUCUGCAUCGCCCGGAGGUUGCCGCGCCCGGCCGCCCCCGCCGCCACCGAGUCCUUCGUCACCAAGCAGGACACCACAGGAAAGAUCAUCUCCAUCGACACGAGCUCGCUGCGCGCGGCCGGCCGGACGGGCUGGGAGGAUCUGGUGCGGAAAUGCAUCUACGCCUUCUUCCAGCCGCAGGGCCGCGAGCCCUCCUACGCCAAGCAGCUCUUUCAGGAAGUGAUGACGCGGGGCACGGCCUUCAGCCCCUCGUACCGCUUCACGCUGAGCGACGGCUCCGUGCUGAGCGCCCACACCAAGUGCAAGCUGUGCUACCCCUCGAGCCCGGAGCUGCAGCCCUUCAUCAUGGGCAUCCACGUCAUCGAGAGGGAUCACGGGAUUCUGUCCCCGCAGGACGCCCCCGGCCCGGGGCUGGCCCUGGCCAGGGUGACCCCCAGCGCUCCCCCGGCUCCGGCCAUGGCGCUGCCGCCCUCGCUGCCCGCGCCCAACGGCUCCGCGCACCCCGGCGCCUUCGGCAGCGCCCUGAGCCAGAGCGCCGGCGGCUCCCACCACCCCCUGUCCCACGGCGGCUCCCCCAUGCACAGCCCCGGGAUCCCGGCACCGCCGCCCUUCCGGCACCGAGCGAGCCCCGGCUUGGUUCCGCGCUCCAGAGCUCCCUUCUCGCCGGCCAUGCACUCCCCAGCUUCAUCAUCAUCAUCGUCAUCAUCAUCGUCAGGGAACUCCCGGCCUUUUCCCAGCUCGCCCCCGGCCAACCCCGCCUUCCUGAGGCCGCCGAGCUCGCAGAGCUCCCCAGGCCGCGCCAAGGGAGACACCAAGGACGGCGCCUCCGCCGUGCAGGAGAGCGGAGGGGCCGACAGAGCCUCGGAGCCGGGGGGGAUCCCACACGGAAGAGCCUCGGAGCCGGGAAUCCCUCACGGAAGAGCCUCGGAGCCGGGGGGGAUCCCACACGGAAGAGCCUCGGAGCCGGGGGGGAUCCCGCACGGAAGAGCCUCGGAGCCGGGGGGGAUCCCGCACGGAAGAGCUCCGGAGCCGGGGAUCCCGCACGGAAGAGCCUCGGAGCCGGGAAUCCCACACGGAAGAGCCUCGGAGCCGGGGGGGAUCCCACACGGAAGAGCUCCGGAGCCGGGAAUCCCACACGGAGCCGAGGGCAGCGGGGACAGCGGUGCCACCACCACCGCCACCAGCAGCACCACCAAGUGUCCCCAGGGCACGAGCCACCGGCUGGUGCAGCUCCUGGCCAGCACGGCCGAGCAGCAGCUGCGGCACCACCACGACGCCGACGGCGGCUCCAAGGAUUCCUUGGCGUGCGCCGCCGUUCCCGGGAGCUCCGCGCCGGCUCCGCCGCCGUGCCCGUCGUCGCACAGCUCGCUGACGGAGCGGCACAAGAUCCUGCACCGGCUGCUGCAGGAGGGCAGCCCCUCGGACGCCGCCGAGCCCCCCGACAAGAAGGAGAGUUCCGGUGGGAGUUCCGGCGGGAAUUGCGGCGGGAAUGCCGGUGGGAAUGGCGGGGCGGAGGCGGAGAAGAAGAAGGAGAGCAAGGACCACCAGCUGCUGCGGUACCUGCUGGACAAGGACGAGCCCGAGGCGGGCACGGGCGGCACCGGGAGCGGCCCCGACGGCGCCAAGGCCAAGGCGGAGAAGGGCGAGGCCCCCGAGGCGUGUCCGGCCCCGCCCGCCGGCAUUCCCAAAAUUCCAGCCGGGGAUGAGGCCAAGGUGGAGGCCACGGGACAGUUCCCAGCGGAGCUGGAGCAGCUGGAUCAGCUCCUGCCCGCCCUGGACAAAGCGGCCCCGGUGCCCGACAGGAGCGACCCCGCCGGGACCGGAGGAGUGACCGGAAUGUCGGGAAUGUCGGGAAUGUCGGGAAUGUCCGGAAUGGCCGGAGUGUCCGGAGGAUUGUCGGGAAUGUCGGGAGUGUCCGCAGUGUCCGGGGUGUCCCCCCUGCAGCCCAGCACGGCCGCCAGAGCCCCCGCAGCCGUUCCCGAGGUCGACGUCUCCGUUGCCGACCCCGUCCUGGCCGUUCCCGUGGUUCCGGAGCCGCUGCCCUGGCCCGGCCUCGCCAAGGGCGACGAGCCGUGUCCCCUGGAGGAGCUGCUGGUGCCGCCGGGCAGCGCCGAGGGCCGCAGCGAGGAGAAGGCGCUGCUGGAGCAGCUCGUCAGCUUCCUGAGCGGGAGGGACGAGACCGAGCUGGCCGAGAUCGACCGAGCCCUCGGCAUCGACAAACUCGUGCAGGGCGGAGGCCUGGACGCCCUCAGCGAUCGCUUCCCGCCCCCGCCGGCGCCGCCGCUGCUGCUGGAGCCCAAGGCGGGGCUGUUCCCGCAGCCCUUCCCGCCUUCAUCAUCCUCAUCAUCAUCAUCACCAUCACCAUCAUCAUCAUCAUCCUCAUCAUCCCCGUUCCCGGCCGUGCUGCGGCAGAAGGGGCCCUUCCCCGUGCCCGGCCCUCCUCAUCCUCCUCAUCCUCAUCCUCAUCCUCCUCACCCUCCUCAUCCUCACCCUCCCCCGGCGGCUCCCGGGGCGGGGGGGGCGCGCGGAACCUUCCAGAACAGCCCCGGAGCCGCCCUGGGCGUGGCCAGGCCGGGGCUGGGCCGGCCCCCGAGCGCCCCAACCAGCUGCGGCUGCAGCUGCAGCAGCGCCUGCAGGGACAGCAUGGCUGCUCCCAACCAGCUCCGGCUGCAGCUGCAGCAGCGCCUGCAGGGACAGCAGCAGUUGCUGCAGCAGAACCGCCAGGCGGCGCUGCUGGGGCACUUCGGGGCGCCCGUGGGGCUCUCGCUGCGCGCCGGGAUCCCGCAGCAGCAGCAGCAGCCGCAGGCGCCCCUGAACGCGCAGAUGCUGGCGCAGCGGCAGCGGGAGCUCUACAGCCAGCAGCACCGGCAGCGGCAGCUGAUGCAGCAGCGCGCGCUCCUCAUGCGCCAGCAGCAGCAGCAGCAGCAGCAGCAGCAGCAGCAGCAGCAGCAGAAUUUCGGCAAUUCUCCCCUGGGGACCCCCAUGGGAACCCCAAUGGGAACCCCGAUGGGAACCCCAAUGGGGACACCCAUGGGAACCCCAAUGGGGACCCCGAUGGGGACGCCCAUGGGGACCCCGAUGGGGACGCCCCGGCAGCCGCAGCAGCCGCAGCAGCCGCAGUUCCCGUUCCCCACGGCCGCGUUCGGUACGAGCAGCCCCGCGUUCGGGGGUCCCGAGGGGGCGCUGGGGGCGCGCGGGGGCCUCGGGGGCCGCGCCGUGAUGGGAGCGGCACCGGCGGCGGCGGCACCGACGGCGGCACCGGCAGCGCCCUACGGAGCCGGGAUGGGCCCGGCCGGGAUGCAGCAGAACCUCUUCCAGUACCCGGGGACAGGGCUGGGCCAGCAGCCGGAGCCGUCGGGAUUCGCGCCGGCGGCGGCGCUGAGCCCCGGCAGCCCCCUGGUGUCGCCGCAGCUGCCGCCGGCGCCGCCCGCGCCCGGCUACCAAUCGCCGGAGCUGAAACCAUGGCAGGCCGGGAACGUCGGGAAUAACGGCGUUUUCGGCCCGGCGGGCGCGGCGGCGCCGGCGGCAGCGCAGGGGAUGUACAACAACAUGAGCAUCACCGUCUCCAUGGCCGGCUCCGGCACCGGCAUUCCCGGCUCCGGCACCGGCAUUCCCGGCUCUGGAGGAAUUCCCGGCUCUGGAGGAAUUCCCGGUUCCGGCGGAAUUCCCGGUUCCGGCGGCGUUCCCGGCGGUUCCGGCGGCGUUCCCGGCAUGGGCGCCAUGGGCGGCGGCCUUGCCAUGAAUCCCGUCAUGGCCGGCAUCAACUCCAUGUGCUCGGAGCAGGUGCCCGAGGCGGCGCUCCGGCCCCCGGGGCUGUUCUGUGCCCAGCUGGGCCCCGCGGAGCUGCUCAAGGCCGAGCCCGACGGCGCCCAGGUGCAGCAGGUUCAGGUGUUCGCCGAUGUCCAGUGCACCGUCAACCUGGUGGGGGACCCCUACCUGGGCCCCGCCCCCCCCGGCGCCCUGGGCACCCCCAAAACCCCCGGCGGGGCCCCCCCGGCGCCGCCCGCGCCCGGCAAGAGCCUCCUGCAGCAGCUCCUCACACGAUGAACCCCA